AUUGUUUUUGUUUGCACACGAAGUAAACAUUGCAAACGUAUCAUCUGCACACGAUUUACGGAUUCCCAAUUGAUAUAAAUAUGUAGCCAUUGAACCACUCGGCCAUACUCAAAAUAUCUUUACAAACAGUUCCACGUCGUUUAACAGGAAAUAUAUCUAGGAUGUCUGACGGUGUCGCCAUCUGCUCAUUGGAAGAAUGUAAAAACCAAACAUGCUGCGAUACUGCCGGCUGUAAAUGUGAUGGAACAUGCCAAUGUCCUACAUGUGGAGUUAGAUGCUAUUGUUCUGGUUCAUGUACUUGCGGCAUAGGGUGCACAGGAUUUUCCGAUUGCAAGUGUGCUGUUGGCGCCUGUGGCUGCAGACCGACAAACUCCGCUAAAUCUUAGCCAGAGGACCGUUGUCAUAAUUCAGUGUUUACGUGUUGUCAUUCCUUCGUUUUGUUGACAAUGUUCGUGUGCUACUCAACAUUUCACUUCAUCUCAUGAACAUUUAAUGUCCUGUUAGAAAAUGAUCAAAAACGUAUUUCCGAAUCCUCGGAAUUUGUUGUAAAUAUUAAAUUUGUUAUUAUUAAAUAAACAUAUUAUAGUGA
Molecule: messenger RNA, 589 nt
Organism: Pecten maximus
Lineage: Eukaryota; Metazoa; Mollusca; Bivalvia; Pectinida; Pectinidae
Product: metallothionein 10-II-like
Exons: 3
Coding region: 162-386 (74 amino acids)
Molecular function (GO): metal ion binding
Source: RefSeq, a predicted model, not a curated record